CCACUCGGCUACAGCUCUCUCCUCCAGGCCUCCGAGGCUUUGGGGCUCCUCCGGCCUCCAGUCAGCUGACGCGGGGGGCGGGGGAGCUGUCAGGCACGCCCCGCCCAGCGUCGCUGGGCCGCGGGGGCCGUGCAGCCAUUGGCCAACACGCCGGGCCGCUUGGGCCCCCGCGCUCCUGUGACAUCAGGAAGCGAUAAAAGGCGGCGGCGGCGCCAGCUCCUGCACAGCUGCACAGCCGUGCUGCGAGCGGCUGCAAGCAAGAAAGCCCUAGAGCCAAAGAGCCGGAGAGCGAGCGGCAGGCGCUUUGCCCCGCGCCUCCCCUCUGCCCCAACGCGCACCUCGCCUGCUUCUCCACCCCGCCCCAGCUCGACACCUCUCGGUCCCGGCGCGGCCGCAGCCCCGAGCUUCGGGGCAGCUCAGGCAGCCUCGGGAGGACUCUCCGGCGCGCCGCCGAGUCCCCAGACAAAGGCUUGGCCGGCGGCCCCGGCCCGCAGCGCCCUCGGCUCCCCGCCUCCCCGGCUUGCCGCUCUUCGCCCCCGCGUUUGGCUCGGCGCGUCCCGGCCGGCCGCAAAGUUUCCCCCGCGGCAGCGGCGGCUGAGCCUCGCUUUAGCGAUGGCCGCGGAGCUGAGCAUGGGGCCAGAGCUGCCCACCAGCCCGCUGGCCAUGGAGUACGUCAACGACUUCGACCUUCUCAAGUUCGACGUGAAGAAGGAGCCGCUGGGGCGUGCGGAGCGUCCCGGCCGGCCCUGCACACGCCUGCAGCCGGCCGGCUCGGUGUCGUCCACCCCGCUCAGCACACCCUGCAGCUCGGUGCCUUCUUCGCCCAGCUUCAGUCCGACCGAACAGAAGACCCAUCUCGAGGACCUCUACUGGAUGGCGAGCAACUACCAGCAGAUGAACCCCGAGGCUCUCAACUUGACUCCCGAGGACGCCGUGGAGGCACUCAUCGGUUCCCACCCAGUGCCCCAGCCGCUACAGAGCUUCGAUGGCUUCCGUAGUGCGCACCACCAUCACCACCACCACCACCCUCACCCUCACCACGGGUACCCAGGAGCCGGCGUGACUCACGAUGAGCUGGGCCCGCACGCUCACCCGCACCAUCACCACCAUCACCAAGCGUCGCCGCCGCCGUCCAGCGCUGCCAGUCCGGCGCAACAGCUGCCCACCAGCCACCCGGGGCCGGGACCGCACGCAGCGGCCGCAGCGACGGCUGCGGGUGGCAACGGGAGCGUGGAGGACCGGUUCUCAGACGACCAGCUGGUGUCCAUGUCGGUGCGUGAGCUGAACCGCCACCUGCGGGGCUUCACCAAGGACGAGGUGAUUCGCCUGAAGCAGAAACGGCGGACCCUGAAGAACCGGGGCUACGCCCAGUCGUGCAGGUAUAAACGCGUCCAGCAGAAACAUCACCUGGAGAACGAGAAGACGCAGCUCAUUCAGCAGGUGGAGCAGCUUAAGCAGGAGGUGUCCCGGCUGGCCCGAGAGAGAGACGCCUACAAGGUCAAGUGCGAGAAACUCGCCAACUCCGGCUUCAGGGAGGCGGGCUCCACCAGCGACAGCCCCUCCUCUCCUGAGUUCUUUCUGUGAGUCGUGGCGGGUCCCGGCCCCCGCCCUUGCCCUGGCCCAGACUCCCUGUCCUGUGUCCCUAACCCUGGACUCCCUGUCCCUGCCAUGGCCCCGGCCUUGACCUAUUUGACUCGAGAGAGAGGGAGGAAGGACGCGAGGGCCACGGGUGACAGGCGGGAGCACGGGUGGGUAGGGAUCCUUGGCUCAGAAGAGAGCGGCUCAAGCCAGCGCAGCCUGCUAGAUUUGGGCAAAGUCAGAGGGACCCGGGCGGGUGGGAGGUCCCGGAGUAACUUUUUCUCCAGGCUGGAAGGCCGCGAGGCCUUUUCCAAGGAGUCGCCAAGGCCGUCUGGACACUUCUGGCUCUGGGAACUUUGUGAGUGCCAGGGCAGCCGAUUCGCAGCCCAGAGCUCAGGUCGCCCCAGGAAGAGCAGAGGAGAGGAGAGGGACUCUGGAGUCCCCGAGGGCGAGAGGCAAGGCUGAGGAAGGAAGAACAGACAAAUCUGUCUGUCCAGAGUCCGGAGAACACUGGCUCUCAGCCGGAGACGCGGGCCUCAGUUAGGACAUUCGGCGCGCGAAGAAAAAAAAAUUUCAUCAGUUUUAUUGCCUGCUCGAUUAUAUAGAAAAAUACGAAAAUCUGCAUUAAAAAUAUUAAUCCUGCAUGCUGGACAUGUAUGGUAAUAAUUUCUAUUUUGUACCAUUUUCUUGUUUAACUUUAGCAUGUUGUUGAUCAUGGAUCUUAACCCCCUUGUUUCUUUGAGUGAGUAGGGAUGCAGUUCCAAAACUCCUGCGGCUGCGAGAGAGCGGAGUUUCAGUCGCCGGCCGGCUUGUAAAUUACCCGCCCGGCCAAACCACACUGAGAACGUAGCAGCAAGCUGAGUCUUUGUUUGGGUUUAUUAUUAUGGCAUUUUUGUUUGUAAGUAAAAAUAAAAAAGAUAGAAAAACAACCAA
Molecule: messenger RNA, 2511 nt
Organism: Microtus ochrogaster (prairie vole)
Lineage: Eukaryota; Metazoa; Chordata; Mammalia; Rodentia; Cricetidae
Gene: Mafb
Product: MAF bZIP transcription factor B
Biological process (GO): regulation of myeloid cell differentiation; regulation of transcription by RNA polymerase II
Cellular component (GO): nucleus
Molecular function (GO): RNA polymerase II cis-regulatory region sequence-specific DNA binding; DNA-binding transcription factor activity, RNA polymerase II-specific
Source: RefSeq, a predicted model, not a curated record